Molecule: messenger RNA, 798 nt
Organism: Talaromyces amestolkiae
Lineage: Eukaryota; Fungi; Ascomycota; Eurotiomycetes; Eurotiales; Trichocomaceae
Exons: 1
Coding region: 1-798 (265 amino acids)
Biological process (GO): regulation of cyclin-dependent protein serine/threonine kinase activity
Cellular component (GO): nucleus; cyclin-dependent protein kinase holoenzyme complex
Molecular function (GO): protein kinase binding; cyclin-dependent protein serine/threonine kinase regulator activity
Source: RefSeq, a predicted model, not a curated record
AUGACCGUCCAGACAGAGCAUGAUGGUGCAAAGGAGCUCCUCCAGCAUGAAAACGCGCAAUCCGGAGCGUCUCCGAUUGACGAACGAGAUGCGCCGGUAUUCCAAUUGCCUGCGAUCGACGCAUUGAAAGCAAUGACGGCUCAUUUGACGGAAUUGGCGCGUGUUACCGGAGAUGUCCCUACGACGCCUUAUGCACAGCAGCAGCCUCAGAGCUCGGAGGACCCAAAUCAGGAUAUAAUCGCCGAGAAACAGAUGCCGACUGUCAGUAUUACCGAGUUACACUGUGCAAGCGACGCCUCUGCGGGCUCUCCUUCCGCCGGAGUGAUCCAGCAUAAUGUUUUGGUGAAAAGAUUCUACUCGAAGAAAGCUCCACCCAUCUCACUGGAGGAUUAUCUUCUUCGCCUCCACAAAUACUGCCCCAUGUCGACUGCUGUUUAUCUUGCAGCGAGCCUUUACAUUACGAGAAUGGUGUUUACGGAAAAGGCCCUGUUCGUCACUCCCCGCAAUGUCCAUCGUUUGGUGCUUGCCGCUCUCCGAGUGGCUAUGAAGGCAUUGGAAGAUCUGAGUUAUCCUCAUGCUCGCUUCGCCCGAGUCGGUGGUGUAGCAGAGCGCGAACUUACCCGGCUUGAAAUCACGUUUUGUUUUCUUACAGAUUUUGAUCUACGUGUCGAUGCACAUGCACUACUAUGUCAAAACAAUCUACUCAAUGGGACGCCCGCACCGACGGAGAGUAACAAGAAUACAAGCAUUGGCGCUUCAAAUAUUCCUACAACGGAAGCCGCCGAGGUUCAGGCAUAA